AUGAGACAUGCCGGGCCACUGAGCUAUAGGAUAGUUCUGUAUCUCUCUGAGCUGUACGGACAUUCUGAGACCUCUUCAGAACAAACUCUAAUUGACGAGAAAAGUCCAACAACCAAGUGCCCGGCCAGUGUCGCUGGGGCUGCUUACAUUGACAACACCAAUGAGGAGGCUUCAGAGGAGUCUCCGAAUAACAAUGUGGUGGACGUUCAGGCUGAGCCACUGGACCUGGUCAGUGUGGAGAAAGAGGCUGCUGGAGAUGGAAAGGUCCUCAGCAAGGUGUUGAAGCCCAAAGUGUGUCUGAAGGAGGGCUGCCAAGAUCAGCUAACCCCCAAAAUCUAUGAUAUGAUUGCGGAACUAUCAAAGUCCUAUUUCGGAUCCACUGAGAGCAUUCCUGAGAUGUGUAGCAGAGGUCCUGAGGUGACCAGCAGAGGUCCUGAGAUGUGUAGCAGAGGUCCUGAGGUGACCAGCAGAGGUCCUGAGGUGACCAGCAGAGGUCCUGAGAUGUGUAGCAGAGGUCCUGAGGUGACCAGCAGAGGUCCUGAGGUGACCAGCAGAGGUCCUGAGGUGACCAGCAGAGGUCCUGAGAUGUGUAGCAGAGGUCCUGAGGUGACCAGCAGAGGUCCUGAGGUGACCAGCAGAGGUCCUGAGAUGACCAGCAGAGGUCCUGAGGUGACCAGCAGAGGUCCUGAGGUGACCAGCAGAGGUCCUGAGGUGACCAGCAGAGGUCCUGAGGUGACCAGCAGAGGUCCUGAGGUGACCAGCAGAGGUCCUGAGGUGACCAGCAGAGGUCAUGAGGCGUCAAAUGCAGUGGAAGAGGUGUGCAGUGACAAAAUGAAGAUAGAGGCUACUGGAAAUCUUCUGAAAACUGGAAAUGGCCUAAGCAAGGUGGUGAUCCUAUCCACUGAGAGCCAUCCUGAGUCCUAUUUUGGAUCCAACGAGAGCCUUCCUGAGGCGUGCAGCGGAGUGCCUGAGGUGUCGAACGCAGUGGAAGAGGUGUGCAGUGGCACAAAGAGGCAGAAGAAAGUGUGA
Molecule: messenger RNA, 1029 nt
Organism: Oncorhynchus keta (chum salmon)
Lineage: Eukaryota; Metazoa; Chordata; Actinopteri; Salmoniformes; Salmonidae
Product: neuroblast differentiation-associated protein AHNAK-like
Exons: 6
Coding region: 1-1029 (342 amino acids)
Source: RefSeq, a predicted model, not a curated record